GCUACAUCUUAGAUCUCUACAAUGAAUUUCGAUGACCAUAGCGAUUUCCGGCUGGCUAACAACACGAUAAGAGUGCGAGCUAUUUCCCCGGGCCCUCCUGUAAUGAAUGCUUCCUCGACCCAGUCUACUAUCGUUCCUCCAUCUCUCAUCCAUGUGGCUCCAACAGCCUACAUUGGAGCGCUUCCUAACUACAGCCAACUUCCAGCGCCAAUGAGAAACUCCAUCUGUAUUGGUCCUCACGAACAAGCAGGAGGUGGCUACGGAUGUAGUAGUUUUAACUUCCUUCCGUCCACGUUUCCUACCAACCCACUUCCCAUUCCUGAUUCUUUCCUGAUCCCGUUUCAAUACCCUAAUAUUUCGACAAUGCAGAAUUGCCACCAAACCAACCAAAGACUCUUGCAUCCUAAUUGUGCCACAGACUUUCCUGUUUUACAAGGGACUUUUCGGCAAGCCCCUAUGUGGCCAUCCUAUUUUGGUUUUCCAGUAAACAAUGCUCCACGAAACGUUUUAGAACCGACGUUUUGCGCACAAGUUUGUCCUGUGCGAAGCGGUUCAACUUUUACCACCCCUCGUCGUGGAGUUAUGAUCCGCAGAACACGCUCAAAGCAGACUGCAGCGAAGGCCAAAUCGAAACCUCUGACGGAGAGCAAUUCGGGCACGAUUUACCAACCGUAUUGGUCCGACAUUGAAAUCUGUUCGGCGCUAAAGGACAAGUCAGCAAUAUCGGGAACUCUGAACAUAAAAAAACAACAGCUGAACGAUAGCUACGUCAAACAUCCGCUCGGGGAUGCAGAUGUUUACAUUCGCGGUCUUCAGAACCGGAAUCGUGCCUUGCCGACUGACAUUGUUGUGGUCGCUAUACAUCCGAAAAUGCGUUGGAGAGUAUUUGACACCUUUGUGAAAACCCCGGCUUUCCAGACGGAUGAGGAGGAGACAUCCAACAAACGGAGGAAUUACGUGUCGCUGGGGGAGUUUUUGGAUAACCAUAGGGCCGAAUUAGAGCAGCUGAUUGGGUCUGAACUUGUGGAGAAGAUAUCCGCUGACUUGAACUCCUGCGCAGACCCUGUUUCAACGAACGAGUCUUCUGACCUUCUACCUUGGUGGUCUGUAUUCCAGCGCACCGGUCACGUGGUCGGCAUACUGCACCGACUACACAGUCGCACUUGUAUCGGUUAUCUAACAUUACAGAAAAGCGCCACUACUCCCAAGAAGUCGCAGGUACCAGGAAGCCCUUUAUCAGCAUCUUGCGAUACUAUAUCGUCCAGUUGGAAUUUUGCCACUCUUGUUCCGGUCGAUACUCGUAUCCCUUAUGUUUGCAUACAUCGAUCUGAUUGCCCCAUCGAAUUUCGAACGAACCCAGAGUCUUUCAGGAAUGUUCGCUACGUUGCACACAUUGUUGCAUGGCCGGAUAACUCUCUGUUUCCCAAAGGGCAACUUCUGCGCAACUUGUCCUCCAGCACACAAAGCCUAAUUGACACCGAGACGGACAGAAUCCUGAUCACUGCUGGUUUCGUUCAUGGCCUGGAUGCUACACACAACUUCCCUGAUCAUGUCAAUCAGUCUGCCAAAGAAGCCGUGGACACUACUGUUUCCUCGUUCGAGGAAGAAUUAUACUGGCGAAAUGAUUUUCGACCACUUUGUGUCUUCAGCAUCGACCCAAGUACUGCCCGCGAUUUAGACGACGCUCUUCAUGUGCGGCGUUUAUCCGACAAGGAGAUUGCCACACUGACCUCCGAAGGCUGUUCUGAUGCUGCAUAUGAGGUCGGCAUCCACAUAGCUGAUGUGUCUUACUUUGUUCGUCCGCGGACCCCGCUGGAUCAGGAAGCAUCUACAAGGGCAACGACUAUCUAUCUGGUUCAACUCUGUGUACCCAUGCUUCCCGAUCUACUGUCUGAACAAGUGUGCAGUCUGAAUCCGGGCGAGGACAAGCUGACAUUUUCGGUGGUUUUCAAGGUCAACGUCAAGGGUGAGAUUCUGAAGGCUUGGUUCGGCCGAUCUGUAAUACGCUCCUGUGCCAAGCUGAGCUACGAGAAUGCUCAAUUUAUCAUCGAUGAUCCAAGCGCGGAUUUCCCUUCCGAGUGUGCACCGAAGGUGUUCGAACCUCACUCCAUGCAGUCCGUUCGCGAGAGCGUGCUGCAGUUACACGAGCUUGCGAUGCAGCGCCGACGCCGGCGAUUUAGUGGUGGUAGUCUGCGUUUGGAUCAAGUGAAGGCAAGCUUCGUACUGAGCGAUGACAAGAAAAUGCCUGUUGGGAUCUCACCGGCUAUUUGCAGACCUUCCAACUGGCUAGUGGAAGAAUGGAUGCUGGCGGCCAACGAAGCAGUUGCCAAACAUCUCGCCGCCCAUCUUCCAGCCGUGGCCUUCUUGCGGCGUCACACUGCUCCGUCGUUGAAUCAACUACUACGAGCGUCCAGUCAGCUCGAAUCUAUCGGCAUCCAUGUGGACACAGAAACCGCUGGGUCUAUCCAGGCAUCGAUUUGCCGUGAAGCCGGCUGCGCUGUCGAUACUGGCUAUCAUUUCUCGUCGCAGCUCGCCUCUUUGUGUGCAGAUGUUGCUUCGCGAUUGUCACUGGCCGACGCCGACCUUGCGGAGAGUGUGGAGGCAAUUGUACCGCAUUCCGUAGGAAGCACCAGCAACCAACUUCCUCCUCAAAAGGUGGAGUUGGAACGUGAGGCUCGUUUGUUAGUCGCCGUAUACUUGCUCACCAAGACCAUGAACUUGGCCGAGUACUUUUGCCUUGGUGAGCUGUCCGAUUCGGAGACCACGGACCACUACGCUCUCAACAUGGAGUUCUACACUCAUUUCACUUCGCCAAUCCGUCGAUAUGCGGACAUCAUCGUGCAUCGACAACUGGCCGCCACACUUGCUCGUUCCGCGUCGGACGAGGGGAAAGCGGAUCUCGCAGUCUGGUACUCUCGGUCGCUUGCACCCGGAAAAUGGGACUCGAAGCAAUUGCAAAUUCAAGCGGAGAUUUGCAAUGCGAAGAAACUGUCGGCACGACAGGCUAGCGAGGAGAGCAUGGAAGUGUUCUUUGUAUUAUUCGUCAAGGAUUUUGGGCCUCUUGUGGAAACGUGCACCGUGAUUGGUGUUCUUGAUCGAUCUUUUGACGUCCUCAUCCUCUCUUGCGGGCUGGUUCGUCGGGUUCACCUUAAGGACCUAGAUUUGAGAAAUAAUGAGGUGAUCGACGCACGAACAACUCGCCGUAGCUCGCCAGCUAUCAAGUUGUGUCUUUUGUGGAACAGUCCCCCACCACCAUGCACCGAUUCAUCCACUCAAGUGGAGCGAAUCUCUUCUGUUUCCGUUGGUGACUCGAACACUGUUCCCAGCUGCGGUUGCUUUUACACCGAGAUUAAGAUGUUAGAUGUGGUCCUUUGCCAAGUCACAAUCGACCAAUCAGGCACCAAUGCGAAUUCAACGGUCGAACCCUUGCAGAACGAUGCAGCCGAAUCACGGACUACUUCGUUACCAAAACUCAGGGUCACUCUGCUGCGGCCAACGUGCUCCAAGUGUUGUGCAUCAUCGGUGGUGACCUAACCCUCACGCGUCCCACCUGUAUUUCGCUCAUACGCGCGCGCGCCUUGUGCACGACUGACAGCACACCGUUGUCUUUCCUCACAUGCAUUCGUUUAUUUCUGUUUGGAUUUUUGUUGUUCUUGUCUUUUUUGACCCCUUUACGUGUUUUGCCACGUAGCUCACUGCAUCCAGAAAUCUUUGUUUAUGAUUUGGAACAAUUAACCUUUACUGUUGACAACAAUUCGAGGGAUGUUAUUCUUGUAUUAUCCUCCUGUGAAACUAUAAUAUACUCCUACCUGGUCAUUUUC
Messenger RNA from Dicrocoelium dendriticum, 3821 nucleotides. The record is from the annotation of a GenBank genome assembly. NCBI's taxonomy places the organism in Eukaryota, Metazoa, Platyhelminthes, Trematoda, Plagiorchiida, Dicrocoeliidae.